AUGGCAGCACCACAAAACAAGCACGUCUACCACAACGUGCACGCACUACGAGGCGGGAAACCUGAGCUUGGCGACAUUGCGCUUAAUGACUACCAUCUCGUCUUCCGGUUUCCGCCCGAAUCCGCCGCCAUUACUGCCGAUUCCGAGUCUAAAAAGCUGGUCAAGCAAGUCUGGUUUGCGUUCCACAUCAUCUCCCACUGCACACUACGGCCGACCACCCCUUCUAGCGGGGUACCUUCUUCAAUACGCAUCCGUUUCCGAGACUUCACCUACGUCAGUUUCAACUUUCCCGACGACAAGCAGGCCCGCGAUGCCUUCGAAUUCAUCCGCUCGAGGACGUGUAGGCUGGGAAGCAUAGACCACCUCCUGGCCUUUCACUACAAACCCCCCCCAGGUUCGCCGGAGAAUAAGAUCAACGGCUGGGACUUGUACGAUGCGAGGGCCGAGUUUAAGAGACAGGGGAUCAGCGAGAAAUCGCCCGACAUUGGGUGGAGGAUAACAACGAUCAAUAAGGACUAUGUUUUCUCCCCAACGUACCCCGCGGUUCUGGCGGUACCCUCAAAGAUUUCGGAUAGCACGCUUAAGUACGCUUCAUCUUUCCGCUCUCGCGCCCGCAUACCGACACUCAGCUACCUGCACCCCGUCAACAAUUGCUCGAUCACACGCAGUUCGCAGCCGUUUGUAGGUCUACGACUGAAUCGUAGCAUCCAGGAUGAACGGCUCGUUGGGGCUUGCUUUUCUGCUUCCGUCGACUCCCCGGAUACUAACACGCCUGUCAUGGUGGAGCGGAGCGCAUCGUCAAGCCAUGUGGAUUUGAGUGCAGAUAGUGUGGACAUAGACAUGUCAUCCUCGGAGACGGAGCGGAUCCGAAUGGAAGACGAGCUGAUCGCCGGGGCCAACACACAACAGUAUGAUGAGAAGACGGGGAAGCGCUUGGUGUAUGGUGCACAACAACACAACCUCAUUGUCGACGCCAGGCCUGCAAUCAACUCGUACGCCAUGCAGGCGAUUGGAAAGGGGUCGGAAAACAUGGACUACUACAGAUUUGCGAAGAAGGUCUUUCUGAAUAUAGACAACAUCCACGUCAUGCGCGACUCAUUAGACAAGGUCAUCAACGCCAUCAAGGACGCGGACGUUUCUCCCUUCCCGCCCAAUCGAGAUCUCCUCGCCAAAAGCAAAUGGCUGAAGCACAUUGGCGGCAUUCUCGACGGCUCGGCUAUCAUCGCGCGGCAGGUUGGCAUCCAACACUCGCAUGUGCUCAUCCAUUGCUCUGAUGGAUGGGAUCGUACAAGCCAGCUUAGCGCCUUAGCCCAGCUGAUGCUCGAUCCUUAUUACCGCACCAUUGAAGGGUUUAUCGUUCUGGUCGAGAAGGAAUGGCUCUCAUUUGGGCAUAUGUUCCAGCUCCGGUCGGGUCAUAUGAGCCAUGAGAAUUGGUUCAACGUGGAUAGUGACGCAUUGGCCGGCACAACGAUUCGACCAGGCGAAAGUGAGGGCCGUGGCGACGCCAUUGAGAACGCUUUUGCAAGCGCGAAGCGUUUCUGGAACAAGAGCGUCGGUGGGGACCACGGCAACAAAGACGCAAAGGACGCAUCGUCACCGGAAGCAGAGGAAGGCUCCGCCGUUGACGAAGCGAAACUCGGGCCCGCGCCCAUCACGGAGGGCCAAGCGACGAAACUGAGUGAUGUCUCCCCCGUGUUCCAGCAGUUCCUCGACGCCACGUACCAGCUAGUCCGACAGCACCCAACACAAUUCGAGUUCAAUGAACGUUUCCUCCGUCGUCUGCUGUACCAUGUGUACUCUUGUCAGUACGGCACCUUCCUGUUCAACAACGAGCGGCAGCGACACGAAGCGAAGCUACGUGAACGCACACGCAGCGUCUGGGGUUAUUUUUUGAGCCGCCGCCAGGAGUUCACUAACGAGCAAUACGACCCAACCAUCGAUGACCAUACCAAGGGCCGCGAACGCCUAAUUUUCCCCCGGCAGGGCGAGGUGCGGUGGUGGUACCAGCUCUUCAAUCGCACAGACGAUGAGAUGAACGGCGCUCUUAACGCUUCAGCCGCGACGGCGGAGCGUGUCGCAGCCUAUGCGGCCGAGAACGCAACUAACACGGCUAGCGGGAGCAAUGAAACCAAGUUCGACCCUCCAGCUCUCACAGCUAGUCAGUCGGUGCUCACAGGGGUAGAGACCGCUCAUGAAGCCCUCACCCCGGAGACCAGGACGACGGCCUCGUUCAACCGCAGCGCCAGCACCGGCGGGAUCCCAGGCGCCUUCGGGGCACUGCAGGACAGGCUUACUGGGCUGAGCAUUGGGCCUGGGAUGUUUGGCAGCGGCGGUGGUAUUGGUGGUGGGAGCUCGAGCGUGGGGCGGACUCGGGGAGGUUCAGGUUCUGAUGAGCAUGACGGACCCGACGAUGGGCUUACUGGGAAGCCAAAGGAUGUCACUGCUCCCCUGGGAGAUGAUGGAGAAGGCGGUCAAGAGAUGAAGAGUCUGGACUGA
Dichotomopilus funicola is the source of this 2496-nucleotide messenger RNA. Its product is annotated as protein-tyrosine phosphatase-like protein. Gene Ontology annotation, cellular component: membrane. The transcript is spliced from 2 exons. Bases 1 to 2496 code for a protein of 831 amino acids. The record is from RefSeq and is a predicted model, not a curated record. Gene Ontology annotation, molecular function: phosphatidylinositol-3-phosphate phosphatase activity. Gene Ontology annotation, biological process: phosphatidylinositol dephosphorylation. NCBI's taxonomy places the organism in Eukaryota, Fungi, Ascomycota, Sordariomycetes, Sordariales, Chaetomiaceae.